Molecule: messenger RNA, 4389 nt
Organism: Austrofundulus limnaeus
Lineage: Eukaryota; Metazoa; Chordata; Actinopteri; Cyprinodontiformes; Rivulidae
Product: rho GTPase-activating protein 35
Biological process (GO): Rho protein signal transduction; regulation of cell size; regulation of axonogenesis
Cellular component (GO): cytosol
Molecular function (GO): GTP binding; GTPase activity; GTPase activator activity
Source: RefSeq, a predicted model, not a curated record
UUUUUAUUAUGUUUUGACAGGAUCUGAGGAAUUCAAGGAAUGAAUGAAAGGACCUACUGCUCAUAUCACUGCACCAAUAUUUAUUACAACUGAAGAUCAGCAGAAGAAAAAGACAAUCUGAUCCUGUUCUGCGGAUCAGUUUCUUUUGGACAAACAUAAGUGAACUUUUUCAUACAGUGCCUGUUUAUAGCAGGAUGAGCRUCAGACGGCUAUGAUGGCAAAAAAGCAAGAUGCUCGAUCGCCCAUUUACAACCUUGUUGUGGUGGGUUUGUCAGGAACAGAGAAAGAGAAAGGGCAGUGUGGGGUUGGCAAAUCCUGUUUGUGUAAUAGGUUUGUACGACCGAGCGCUGAUGAUUUCUACCUGGAUCACACAUCGGUGCUGAGCACCAGUGACUUUGGGGGUCGAGUGGUUAACAAUGAUCACUUUUUGUUUUGGGGGGAGGUGUCGCGGGUCCUGGAGGAAGGGCCCGAGUGCAGGAUGCAUGUUGUGGAACAGACCGAAUUUAUUGAUGACCAGACAUUUCAGCCGCACCGUAGCACUGCUAUGCAGCCCUAUAUCAAGCGAGCAGCCGGAACCAAGCUGGCCUCUGCAGAGAAGCUCAUGUACUUCUGCACAGAUCAGCUAGGUCUGGAGCAAGACUUUGAGCAAAAGCAAAUGCCAGAGGGCAAACUGCAAGUUGAUGGCUUCCUGCUUUGUGUUGACGUGAGCCGGGGCAUGAAUCGUAACUUCGACGACCAGCUGAAAUUUGUCUCCAACAUUUAUGGUCAGCUUAGCAAGACUAAGAAGCCAAUUGUGCUGGUGCUCACCAAAUGUGAUGAAGGGGUGGAACGUUACAUCAAAGAUGCACAUACCUUUGCCAUAACGAAGAAAAGCCUACCGGUUGUUGAGACUUCUGCACGCUCAAAUAUAAAUGUGGAUCUUGCUUUCCUCACAUUGGUUCAGCUCAUUGAUAAAAGCAGGGGCAAGCCCAAGAUUAUCCCUUAUUUUGAAGCCCUCAAGCUCCAGAGUCAGCAGAUAGCCUCCGCCAAGGAUCGCUAUGAAUGGCUAAUUAACCGUAUAGUAAAGAACCACAAUGAAACCUGGUUAAAUGCCAGCCGAAGAAUGAACACCUCACCAGAAUACAAAGAGUAUGUCUUCUUGGAAGGAACAGCUAAAUGCAAAAAGCUUUUUCAGCAGCAUGUUUACCGUUUGAAGCAGGAGCACAUUGAGCGGCGCCGAAAAAUAUAUUUAAGCACUCUUCCUUUAGCACUUAGUUCAUUGGUACCAGACCUUGAUGAGAUCGAUCAGUUGAGCUGGUCUGGGGUGCAGAAAGUGCUGGAGUCCAAGCAACAUUUUACUCACUGGUUUGUUGUUCUGGAGGAUUCACCGUGGGAGGACACAUCUCAUAUUGAUAAUAUGGAGGAUGAGCGAAUCCCCUCAGACCUACUGGAGACCGCAGAAGCAGAGGACAUAUUUAAUGCCCACCUGGAACAUCUUCGGAACGAGUGUAGGCGUGCAGAGAUACGACAGGAGUUCAAGCAUAAGUUAGCUUCCUCCCCCUUCGUCACACCUGGUAAACCUUGGGAGGAAGCGCGCAGCUUCAUCAUGAAUGAAGAGUUCUAUCAAUGGCUUGAGGAGCCUGAGUACUUGGACCUGUAUAACCGCCAUCAAAAAGAGAUUAUUGAUCGUGCUAAAGAAGACUUCCAGGAGCUUCUGCUUGAGUACUCCGAGCUGUUCUAUGAACUUGAAGUGGAUGCCAAGCCAAGCAAAGAGAAAAUGGGAGCGAUACAGGAAGUUCUGGGAGAAGAACCGAGGUUUAAGGCCCUACAAAAGCUACCUGCAGAAAGAGAUGCUCUUGUGUUGAAACAUAUCCACUUUGUCUAUCACCCCACCAAGGAAACCUGCCCUAGUAGCCCUCACUGUGGAGAUUCGAAGAUUGAGCAACUCCUAGCUUCACGUUUCCCCACAUGUUACCCCUUCUUUGACAUGAAAGCUCAUAUUGGGGACACCAAAGCUGACAGGAUUAACCUGGUCAUACUAGGGAAAGAUGGACUAGCCAGAGAAUUUGCCAAUGAGAUUAGAGCUCUCUGCACAAACGAUGACUGGUAUGUGUUAGAUGGGAAGAUGUAUGAGUUGACGCUGCGGCCUAUUGAGGGAAAUGUACGUCUUCCAGUAAAUUCCUUCCACACUCCCACUUUCACCCCCCAUGGAUGUCUGUGUCUGUAUAAUUCAAAAGAGUCCCUGUCCUACGUGGUGGAAAGCCUUGAGCGACUUAGGGAGUCUACUCUAGGUCGAAGGGAUAGCCAGCUGGCCCAACUGCCCACAUUUCUUCUUUUAGUCACUAAACGAGGUGUAGGGUCAUAUGUUGAUAUAGGUGGAGACACUGCCUUAAAUCUAAUCACACAGGGACAGCAGUUUGCAAGGAGACUACAGUGUAGCUUUUUAGACCCUGCCUCCCCUGGUGUGGGGUACGGUCAUAAUGUAAAUGAGACACAAAUCAACCAGGUGCUGAGGGGUCUUCUAGAUGUACGGAGGAGCACAUCUUUUAGUAGCAGCUCCCCACCUCUCCUCCCUGAGCCUCCAGGUCUCAGAGACUCUCCUCAUCAACCAGUCCAGGAGGCAGACCUACGCAUUGUCAUGUGUUUAAUGUGUGGAGAUCCUUAUGACAUUGAGCAGCUCUUGUCUCCAUUUCUAAUGCCUCAGCACUGCAGACCUAUGUCUAAYAGUGGUACCUCUGUGUUGUUGGAGCAGACAGUGGGUGGACACAAGCUGGCUAUAGAGCUCUCUCUGCUCUCAUAUCAUGCCUCCUUCACUUUGCGGAAGAGCAGGUUAGUACACGGCUACAUUGCUGUGUACUCAGUCUCCCGAAAAGCAUCCCUGGAGACUCUGUGUGCGUUCUUGUGUGAGGUUCAAGACAUUAUCCCCAUUCAGCUGUUGGCAGUAGGAGAUAGUCAGGCUGAGCUCACUGACAGUGACUUUGCCUGUGAACAGCAGAGUCAAGGGGAGGAGCUAGCCCAUGAGAUCGAGGGUCGUUUUAACAGUGUGGUUUGCGGAUCUGGAGGUGUGGUGGGAGGUUUGCAUAGGAUAGAAAUGUUCCAUUCCUUUCUGAUGGAGGUGGUAGAAAAACGUAACAUUGUGGAGGCAACACACAUGUAUGAUAAUGUUGCUGAAGCGUGCACCAAUGAAAAUGUUUACUCCCCACGUUGCAUAUCUCCCAGCCCUGUUACCAUGUAUGUGGAUUCAGAGGAUGAUGUAGAGCCAUCUCCACCAUAUUAUGAUGGCACCCUUUCUUCUCACGGAGGAGGUUUCAACCUGCCUGACUUGGAUUCCAGUGACAUCUCUGUCAUCUCAGACAUCAGAGACUUUGAAAACAAGCUCAAUAACAAAAUAUCCCCCCAAGUGAGAAUUAAACCAGGUGUCACAUUCGACUUUCGGAAGGUUAGCCGGAACCCAUACGUUGAUACGCUGGGUCAUCGUCGCUCCCUACCCUCUGCUGUUACCUGGGUCCCUGGUGGGGAUGUGGGUUAUGACCCCUCAGACUAUGCUGAACCCAUUGACGCAGUUUCGAAACCUCGCCCUAGCAAUGAAGAGAUCAUCUACUCAGUUCCACAUGACAGCACACAAGGCAAAAUCAUCACUAUACGCAACUCCAACCGAAUGCAUUCAAACGGUAAUGGCUCAGACAGCGAAGCAGACAACAGCUCUCUGGAGCGAAGGAGGAAGUUCUCUGCGGUUGGGGUAAAGCCCCGUCUGUACCGGGAUCGCUCGAAACGUCUCGGCAAGUUCAGCAGUUUCCGCACAAGCUUCAUUGGCAGCGAUGACGAAAUGGGAGCUCUGUCAAAGUCCAAAGAAGAUGACUUUGGGACGUUAAAAGGGGACAGUCUUGUUAAUGAGGAGAGUGAGGACCCGAAGAAGAGGAACAUACUCAAGAGUCUCAGACGAACAGCAAAGAAAUCAAGACCAAAGCAUCGUCCAAGUAUUCCUAAACCCAUUGAGAGCUGUUACUUCGGAGUCCCCCUGGUGAAUGUGGUCUCCCCAGACAGACCUAUUCCACUUUUUAUUGAGAAGUGUGUCCGCUUUAUAGAGACGACUGGCCUGAACACUGAGGGUUUGUAUCGUGUAAGCGGCAACAAGUCGGAAAUGGAAAGCAUGCAGAAGCAGUUUGAACAGGACCAYGGAUUAGACCUGGUGGAGAAAGACUUCUCCAUAAACACUGUGGCUGGAGCUCUUAAAAGCUUCUUCUCCGAGCUGCCUGAGCCCCUGGUGCCUUGUGCUCUGCAGGUGGACCUAUUGGACGCUUUCAAAAUAAUGGACAGAGAACAGAGGCUUUACACCAUGAAGGAUGUCCUGAGGAAGUUCCCCAAGGAGAAUUAUGAUGUCUUCAAAUAUGUCGUGAGCCACUUACACAA